Cajanus cajan (pigeon pea) is the source of this 1845-nucleotide messenger RNA. Its product is annotated as Transmembrane proteins 14C. Gene Ontology annotation, molecular function: fatty acid transmembrane transporter activity. The record is from RefSeq and is a predicted model, not a curated record. NCBI's taxonomy places the organism in Eukaryota, Viridiplantae, Streptophyta, Magnoliopsida, Fabales, Fabaceae. Gene Ontology annotation, cellular component: chloroplast inner membrane. Gene Ontology annotation, biological process: fatty acid transport.
GCAUUUGCUUGGAGUUGGGAGAUUCGGGGCCCAAGAGGCAAGAGAAGGUAGCGAUGAAAACUUGAAUAUAGGCAUAGGGAGGUGUCAGUGUCAGCGUCUGAGGACGAAUUUCUCAUUCUCGCAGCAACCGAACCAACCCACUCGCGUCUUGUGUUGUGUUGUGGCUGGUUUACGACUUUUCACAAACACCUCUCCUCCAUUUCCAUUCUUCACUCUACUAUAUAAUUCUCUUCCACUUCGCUUCCUCCACCUUCCUUUCUCGUAACCUACGCCUCUCUCUCUCUCUCUCUCUCGCUCUUGUUCUUCUUCCAUCACCAUGACUUUCUCCAUCGAUUCCGUUUCGGUCUUAAACCCUAAACUCUCCCAUUCCCAUUUCUCUCUCCCAUUCAACCGCUUUCCCCAUUCCCUCAACUUCCACCCCUUACUCAAGCCCCGCCCUCUCAACGCCGUCACCCCCACCGGCCUCGCCGCCUGCUUCCUCACCCUCCACCGCCGGAAACCGCUCACCCUCGCUUCCGCAGCUUCGCACCAAGACUCGGAGCACGGAGAGAUUGAAGUGGAGAAGGCUCAGGGUCACGAUGAGGAGCUCCACGCUGGCUCCGAGGAGUCGCAGGAGGCGUGGAAGCAGGUGCUGGACACGGUGAGGGAACAGGCGGUGAGGUUUCAGGGCGUUUCUCAGGAGGCCUAUGAGUUGUACUCUCGGAAGGCCAUUGUCAUUCUCAAGGACACCACGGAGCAGUUGAAGGUGCUGGCGGAUAAGACCAGGCACGAGCUGGGUGUGGCGGCCAAAGAGAUCACUGAAGAAGGGAAAGGGUAUUUGUCCGCCGCUGCUGAGAAUUCGCCUGAGGUGAAGGACAUUGUGGAGACGUUUACCACGCCUUCGGAUGAUAUCCAGAAGUUGUCUGGAGUCAGGGACUUCUAUGUUGGUGUGCCGUAUGGUUUGCUGCUUUCUCUUGGUGGCUUCCUUGCCUUUAUGGUAACAGGCAACAUCUCAGCCAUAAGGUUUGGGGUGAUUUUAGGUGGUGCCCUCCUGACUUUGAGUAUUUUAAGUCUGAAAUCAUAUAAAAGAGGGCGCUCCUCUCCUCUUGCUUUGAAGGGCCAAGCUGCUAUAGCAAGUAUAUUGUUUCUGCGGGAGAUAAGCUCACUAGGCAAAGGAUCGUCUUAUUUCACUGCCUUGAUCAGUGGUGCAGUGGCGUCAUUCUAUGUCUAUAGAAUAUUACUGGAACGUAAUCAACAAAAGGGCUCAAACUUGGAAACUGAAUCAGGAAACUAGUUUUAUGAAAAGUGUAAAAAAUUGAAGAUCUGCGUGAAGAUCAGGUAGAAAACUGGAGAUUUGCUUGAAGAUGGUCAGAGUAAAUUUUGGUGAUCAUUUUUUUACGUAGUUUUUAACGGGCUGGGUCAUCAAGACCAAAGACACACUGCUGAGGAUUAUGGUUUUAUACCUGGAAAAAUGGGGCUUGAGGAGUCUGGGUAUAAUUUCACCUGUAGUUUCAUGUUUAGUUGUGGUUUUUCUGGAAAAUUACUAAUAUAAUACGAAUAACCUCUCUGAGGUGAAAUAUUACUAAAAUCUAGAUAUAUUUUAACCUUUUUGGGCCUUCUCUGUCUUUGUCAGCAUUUCCUUAAUCUCCCUAAUCUGGUUUGAGCUGCAGACGGUGGCUUGGGGAGAGUAACCGUGACAGGUUAUAGAUUCUAAUAUACAAGUUAGGAAUUCAAUGUUGGAGAAAAAAUUAGAUGUGUUCUUUAGAGCUUUGUCUUAAACUUGCACUUUUAAAACAUUAAAAUAGGUACUAGCUCCCUGUAUUUCUCACCCACGAAAGUGAAAUUUAAAAACUGACAGUUGCGUAA